AUGGCUACACACAACUAUCUCGAAGCGUCGGCAAUUGCCCAGGAGAGGAGGGCGGCGAGCAUUGCCGCCUAUUACGAAAUUCCUGCAUGGUGCGAGGAAAGGUUACCACACAACUUGACCGAUUUCUCUCUUCGGCCAGGCUCUUACUAUACCGAUCACGAAGUCGAGAUAAUUCGAUCGGAGGCCAAUGUUAUCCUCGAGAAGAUCAAGGGCAAGAUAUGGACAGCCCUAGAAGUUGCAAAGGCGUUUUGCAAGGCUUCUGCUCUCGCUCAGGAACUCACGAAUUGUGUCACAGAAGUCCUGUAUCCAGAAGCAAUUCAAAGUGCGCAGUUUCUUGAUGACUACCUCUCCCGGACAGGAAAGACCGUCGGGCCACUACAUGGUCUGCCCAUUUCGUUGAAGGACUGUUUUGUCACAGCGCCUCAUCCUUCUAGCAACGGGAUGGCAGCAUUCGCGAAUGAGCUAACCUCGAAGGAUAGUCUACUUGUGACUAUACUACGAGACCUUGGUGCUAUAUUCUAUGUCAAGACAAACGUCCCCGUUGCAAGGAUGAUGGCCGAAACUAACAACCAUGUCUGGGGUGAGACUCGCAAUCCACUGCAUAAAAAACUUAGCCCAGGGGGGUCGAGUGGCGGAGAAGGUGCGCUAAUAGCGUUGUAUGCAUCACCACUGGGUGUCGGGACCGAUAUUGGUGGUUCUGUCCGCAUUCCAUCCGCUUACUGCAAUUUAUUUGGCUUGAAGCCAAGUUUCGGCCGAUAUCCUCACUACGGUGCAAGGCCAAGUAUUCCAGGUCAGGAAUUUAUUCUAGCGGUUAACGGCCCCAUAGCUCGGUCAAUUGAAACCCUGCGACUCUACUCCGAGGCAGUCCUAUCGGAGCAAGCUAGACCCUGGGAAUAUGACAUUAAAAGCCUGCCAAUUCCUUGGAGAAAAGACGUAAUACAGCCACCUGGUCGUCGAAUGAGGUUUGGUAUUAUCAGUACGCACGACGGACUCGUGCACGUUCAUCCCCCGGCCGAACGAGCUCUCGCCAAUACGAAGGCGGCCCUAGAGAAACAGGGUCAUGAGAUUAUUGAAUGGUCUACUGAAGACCAUAAGGAUUUGAUUCGGGAAUUUGACGACGGACUCUUCAACUUAGGUGGAGCCGCAAUCAUGGACCUCGUUAAGGCAUGGGGGGAGCCUGUUUUUCCUUGUAUGCAGGGCUAUGCUCUCGCUGCUGAAGCAGAAGAAAUAUUAGGAGCCGCGACAAUAAGGUCCAUGGUCGUCAAACGGAACGAACUCCAAAAGGCCUAUCUGGAUCGUUGGAACGCCACCGUAACGGAGGGAAAGCCCCGAAUUGAUGGUAUCAUCUGCGCGACAGCCCCAUGGACGGCACCUCGACUUGGACAGACACAACAGAAUUUCUACAUUGGAUCUACCAGUUUUGUGAAUUUCCUGGACUUCUGUGCUUGCACCUUCCCGGUCACAUUUGCAGACAAGGAGCUUGACAAAGCUAGAGAUCUCGGUUCUAACUUCGCGCCCUUGACGGAUCUCGACGGUAGAAUCCAGGCCGAUUACGACGCUGAGUUUUACCACGGAGCACCAGUCGCGUUGCAGAUUGUCGCUCGCCGCCUGGAAGAGGAGAAGUGCCUUGAAAUGUGCGAAGUGAUAGACGCCGCUCUUAAAGCAUCAUGA
Molecule: messenger RNA, 1671 nt
Organism: Fonsecaea nubica
Lineage: Eukaryota; Fungi; Ascomycota; Eurotiomycetes; Chaetothyriales; Herpotrichiellaceae
Exons: 4
Coding region: 1-1671 (556 amino acids)
Source: RefSeq, a predicted model, not a curated record